AAGAGGCGGGAAAAGCCGCCGCCCCUCCUCCUCCGCCGCCAAGAUGGCGGCUCCGAGCAAGCAAUAUGGUCUUAUAUUUCCCAAGAAAGCACAACAGAAAACCUUCGUCAAACAUGCGGUGUUCAUGGAUGACUCUGACGAAGAGUCUUCGGUGGGUGAGAGCCUUCAGCGAGAAGCUUUGAAAAAGCAAGCCAUGAAACAAACCAAGCUGGAGAUCCAGAGGGCGCUGGCGGAAGACUCCACAGUGUACGAAUACGACAAUAUUUACGAUGACAUACAACAAAAGAAGGCAGAAAGUCACGCCAACCUGCUUGCGGGGAAAGGGGAAAAAAAGCCCAAGUAUAUCCAAAAUAUACUCAAGGCAGCCGAGCUGAGGAAGAAGGAACAGGAAAAGAGAAUGGAGAAGAAAAUCCAGAAGGAACGUGAAAUGGAAGGGGACGCAUUCGACGACAAAGAGGCCUUCGUGACAUCAGCCUACAAGAAGAAGCUGCAGGAAAGAGCUGAAGAGGAAGAAAGGGAGAAGAGGGAGGCAGCCAUUGAAGCGUGCCUGGACGUGACCAAGCAGAAGGAUCUCAGUGGUUUUUACAGGCACCUAUUGAACCAGACAGUGGGGGAAGAGGAGAUGCCCAAAUGCAGUCUUCGUGAGGCCAGGUUAAAGGAAGAAGAACCCACUGAAAAUCCCAAUGACGGUAGAGAAAUGAGCAAAAGUCCAGAUGAGAAGACAAGGGCACACAUUCCUGUGAAAGGAGAAGAUAACCCAGAUGCAGGCAGCGACCUGGAAAUUCACAGCAGUGAGGAUGAGAGCAGUGCUGAAGUCCAGACCAGCAGCAGAGCGGGUGAUAAAAAGGAGAACAGGCCGGGGCGUUCUGAUUGCAGUGGAGAGAGUUCCAGGCGCCGCAAAAGCCGAAGGGACUCUGGGUCAUCAAGUGAGGAGAGGAGCCGCCCCCUGAAAGAGAGAGAGGACGGAGGCAGAAAGGAAAAAAGCGGGCAACACAGGGAAAGGGAUCGCGAGAGAAGACACAAAGACCAUGACAAGGAGGAGCAUUACAAGAGGCAGGAAGAGCGGGAUAACAGACAAAGGCGGAAAGACAGGAAGGAGAGGGAUGAUUAUCAUAGAGAACUCCGGCAAGAGAGAGACCGGGAGGACAAGUACUCGGAGUGGGAACAGCAAGUGAAGGAAAGGCAAACCAGCCACAAAGAGCAUCAUGGGGAGAGGGACAGAGAUAGAGAUGAGAAGAAGCACCAAGAGAGGAGAACCAGCAGCCCCAGCUCCUUGGUGAAAGGAAGUGAGAGCGAGGGGAGGAAAGAAACUCCAUCCGACUCUGAGAGAUCUCCGGAGUUGAAACACAAAACAUCAGGGGAGGGAACAGAGCAGGCAGAGAAACCUCUGGAGAGCCAGAGUAAAUUUGCAAAGCGUAGCAACCAGGAGACUGUCACAUCAGCGAGGGACCGCUACCUGGCCCGCCAGAUGGCCCGCGUGGGCACCAAAAGUUACAUAGAAAAAGAGGAGGAUUAGGAUUCAGGGGGAGAAUCCCAGGCGGUGACACGUGCUCACGGGGGGAAUAUUGAGGUAGCUGGAAUUGCACAUUGGAGUGGAAGUAGUUAAAAGAACGCCCUUUUGUGGGGAAGGAAGCUGGUAGAAAGGUCUGACAUUUGAACACAGGGUGGCAAUAGCUUGAUUGGGGUCUGUUCAUCCUGCCCUGCUGAAUCCCAGCCCACUUAUACUCUGUGUCGCUUGAAUGCAGUGAGCCUCCUUCGAUAGAUCGCAUCCUGAGCCCCAUCCUGGGCAUAGUAAUCUUCAGAGGUGAUCCCUUAGGAUCCUACAGGCCAGCCAAGAGUACGAAGGAAGAUGAGCAUGAAAAUCGUUUGUGAGGUGAAAUACAAACUAGUCUACCAGCAGCAGAAAUCCUUAUAAUAUGGAGUGUGUAGUUGUUGUUUUUUUAAAGUACAGUUUAGUUCCACAGUGAACUGAAAUGCUGGGGGUUUCUGUUUGGGGUUUUGUUAUUUCUGCUGUACAGAAACAUUGAAAUAAAGGGAAAGAUGAAUUUUA
Messenger RNA from Elgaria multicarinata webbii, 2050 nucleotides. It is a transcript of the gene NSRP1, whose product is annotated as nuclear speckle splicing regulatory protein 1. NCBI's taxonomy places the organism in Eukaryota, Metazoa, Chordata, Lepidosauria, Squamata, Anguidae. The transcript has 7 exons. The record is from RefSeq and is a predicted model, not a curated record. Gene Ontology annotation, biological process: regulation of alternative mRNA splicing, via spliceosome. Bases 44 to 1516 code for a protein of 490 amino acids.